AGCCGUCAAGCAAAAGGGUUUUAUGCUCCCCAAAAACAUCCAUUUUCACAGAAUCAUGAACAUCUGAAUACACCCUUACACACACUAAAUAACACACACACAGAAACCGCCAUGAAACAACUCAAUUCCAUCACAAUCUCCCUCUAUUCUCACCGUCUCCUCCGCCGUAAACCGGCACCACGGUUCAUCGGAAUCACACAUUUCUCAACAACAUCAUCAUCAUCAACACCACAAGAUUCCUCAUAUCAUAGAAGAAACCAAGAUGAAAUGAGGAAUGUUAGGGUUUCAGUUUGGUGGGAUUUUGAAAAUUGUCAGGUUCCAUGUAAUGUAAAUGUGUUUAAAGUUACUCAAUAUAUAACUUCUGCUGUCAGAAAUGUUGGGAUCAAAGGACCUCUUCAUAUUACUGCUUUUGGUGAUGUUGUUCAGUUGUCGAGAUCGAAUCAGGAAGCGUUGUCGUCUACCGGGAUUAAUCUUACUCACAUUCCUAAUGGGGGGAAGAACAGUGCUGACAGAUCUCUUCUAGUGGACCUCAUGUAUUGGGUUUCUCAAAAUCCUCCACCUGCACAUCUUUUUCUAAUCUCCGGGGACAGAGAUUUUGCUAGCACUUUACACCGAUUAAGAAUGAGCAAUUAUAACAUAUUGCUUGCUAGUCCAGAUAAUGCACCUGCAGUUCUUUGUAGUGCUGCAAGUAUAAUGUGGCAGUGGACUUCAUUGGUCAAAGGGGAAAAUCUUAACGGAAAGUAUUUUAACCAACCUCCAGAUGGUCCUUAUGCUUCAUGGUAUGGUCAUUACAGAGUUGCUCUUGAGGACCCAUUUGUGGUUUGUAACCAAGUUUCGAACCAAACUCCAUCUGUGCAAUCAGAGGGGAUUUCUGACUCAAAUUCAGAUAUUAAGCCUCGUGCAAUUCCAAAGGUUGUUCUGAGUGCGAUUCGUAAUGUAUUGAAUUCUUAUCCUAAAGGCCUCUCAAUUACAGAGCUUCGAGCUGAGUUGAUGAACAAUAAUGUCACCAUUGAGAAGGAUUUUUAUGGUCAUAAGAAGUUCUCUCAGUUUCUCUUGGCUAUGCCAAGUUUGUUGAGACUUCAAUCUAUGAAAGAUGGUCAACAUAUGAUACAUGGAAUUAGCCCAAAAAGUCGUGAAUCAUGUUUGCCUACUCUUGAUAAAGCUUCGGUAACGUGUGCGUCUACUACGGAUAAGGCUUCUGUAACGUCUGUACCUUCUCCCGGUAAUGCUUCUGGGACAUGUCUGCUUACUCUUGAUAAGACUUCUGUUCCUAAUGAGACGACAAAAGAUACACAAGAUUCGGCUCCGGUUGCUACUCUUAACGAAGCUGGAGACCACAAUGCUUAUGUGCCUCCUAUGGAGAGUAUGUCGUCACAACCCUCCAACUUAAAUGAAGCAAAGCUUUCUAGAGAGUCACAGAAACUUCCAGGGAAACACGAAGAGCCACUGCAAGUUCAGGGGCAGCCUCACAUUAUUGAGAAGACUGAAGUAGAUGAUGGUCAAUUGAUCCGAUUAAAGACUAAUGGACCUAUACCUAAAGUGGAAACUUUCAAGUCUACAUUGAGGAGAUGGUUGUGGGGUGAAAAUGCUUAUCAAGAAAAUAUCUCUCAUACCGAUACUGACUUCUCCACAUCCCAAAAAAGCACUGAUAAAGUAAAUCUUAAUGGAAAUUCCAUGAAGUCAAAAGAGCAGUUGCCUGACCCGGGAAAGGUUUCCCUAUCUUUAUUGUCCACAAAUGAAGUUCGAGAUGCGGAAAUUGAUCGGGCGUCUGCAGAAAAUGUUGAUAAAGUUCAGAAGCCUUUAGGUAUCUUUGGUCAGAUUUUUAGAUGGUUCAAGUUCAAGAGAACUGAUAAGAAUUCUGAUGACCUGAAUACAGAAUUGAGUAAAAGUGAUAAAGGUUUAUCUAGUUAUUCAGAGAUGCAGGAAAUCCUUACAGAAUCUUUUUGGAACAACUUGUUGAAUUUCUUGGAAACCUCCAAAGGGUCAUCCUCAGUUUUGAACUCCAAGACCAGGCAUGAGAUGGUGCAAAAUUUCCAGCAAUUUGGACCUUCUCAACUCCGAUCUCUAAGUGUAAGUCAUGCUUUGCACCUUGUGGACUUGCUAAUAUCAGAGAAAAAAUGGUUGGUAGAAACUCCAUCACAGACCUUUCCUUUCAGACCUUCCAGCAAAAUAUCAAUUUCAAAACGGUCAGAUAGCAAACCGCAAGGGGUAAAAGGACAAAUUGGAGGUUCUAUGCUUCCCAUCACGUCCAAAGUUGCACCAAAAAACCGUAGUCAAAUAUUAAAUCACUGUCAGAAGCUUGUGAACCAGGUUGUUAAGGAGAAUCCAGAUGGUUUCAAAAUUAGUAGCUUUAAAAAGUUGUUUCUUGAGAAGUAUGGAUAUAAUUUGGAAGUUCAACAACUUGGUUACCCGAAGCUGGCAUCUCUGAUUCAGAUAAUGCCUGGGGUUAAGCUAGAAUCUAAUUGUAUUUUUCCAUCUGGGGAACACUCAAGAAAUCUUCGUUCUGACAAUGAUAAUGAUACUUUAUGGGAAGAAUUGGGCCCCGUUGCCCAAAUGGAAAGUAUUAAAGAAGAUGAUUUUGAAACGGUAUCUGAUAAUGAUCUGUCUGAUUCAGAAGACGAGAAUUCUCCAACAAGAUUUCAAAUGCAUUCUAGUAGGAAAGAACAAGAAAGUUCGUUACUGCAGAUACUCGAUACAUGGUACGGCAAGAACCAGGAUAGCGAUAACAAGAUAACAUCGUACGAGUCUGCUGAGAAAAUUGAUUUCUUGAACAAUAACAAAUACGAACAAAAGCAGAAACAUGCAAAAAGUUACUCGUUUGUGAAAGAAAAAUCCGGAGAUGACCAAAAUGGCGUGAUUAAUGGCAUAUUGGGUAGCUUGAAGAAAUCGGAAUAUGAUUCACCAAGGUCUAAAAUUGAGGGUUGAAAGGUUACAAUACAUUGGUGAACACAUUCCUUAUCUUACCCACCAUUAUUAGUUCAAUCUACUGUAGGAUAUGGAGAUCAGAUUACUGAUAUUUAGGCCUUAAAUAUAAAGUCGAGGUUAUGCAUUAAGAAACCUAUCCCUGAAAGGAGUUUGUGGCAGGCAGGUCAUUUUACUGUAAAAGCCCUCAGCCAGAACAAUUUCCUUGACAAUAAUAAUUAUUUAUUUAUUA
Messenger RNA from Erigeron canadensis, 3154 nucleotides. RefSeq lists its product as uncharacterized. NCBI's taxonomy places the organism in Eukaryota, Viridiplantae, Streptophyta, Magnoliopsida, Asterales, Asteraceae. The record is from RefSeq and is a predicted model, not a curated record. The transcript is spliced from 3 exons. Gene Ontology annotation, biological process: regulation of gene expression. Gene Ontology annotation, molecular function: RNA nuclease activity. Gene Ontology annotation, cellular component: peroxisome. The coding region runs from base 112 to 2925 and encodes 937 amino acids.